CGACGAGCGACGGAGAAUGGAUUGACCGAUUGAGGGAGCCGCCCACUUCUGCAUCGACCGCCGCCGUGAUGGCGAGAGACAGAUCUCCGACGAAUUCGCCGCCGGCGAAACGCCGCAUGGACUCCAGCACCACCACUACCGUCGCUUCCCUCGGCGAGGACAUCCUGCUCGAGAUCUUCCUCCGCCUCCCCUGCCUCGCCACGCUCGUCCGCGCCGCCCUCACCUGCCGCGGGUGGCGCCGCGCGGUGGCCUCCUCUCCGGCCUUCCGCCGCCGCUUCCGCCAGCUUCACCCGGCGCCCCUCCUGGGCCUCUUCUUCAACCCCCCCGGCGCCGUCCAGGAGCCCGCGCUCCCCGCCUUCCCCUCCUUCGUCCCCACCCGCGGCACCGACCGGGACCAAGCCGCCGCCGUCCGGGGCGGCGACUUCUUCCUCACCUCCCUCCAGCAGCGCCGCCCCGGAGUCCACAACGGCUGGGACAUCCACGACUGCCGCGGCGGGUACGUCCUCCUCGCCAAUGGUGAUCAGGAAACAAUGGCGGUGGUCAAUCCCUUGGCGCGGCGGAGCGAAAGGUUCUUCGAUUAUGGCCACGGGGACACCCUUGAAGGUCACCGCGUCUACGCCGUGGGACAUAGAGCCUGCUUGCUCUGCUCCGACGAAAACCCCACGUCGUUCCGGGUGGUCAUUAUUGCCCAUGACAAGUCCAGGGUGCGGGCUACUGUCUUCUGCUCGGACACCGGCGAGUGGUCCAUUCGCCCGUGGGUGCAUAUCCCGGGGAAGCCACGGCGGGGCCGCGGAGAAGGGUGGAUUCGGAGUUGCAACGUGCAGGCUCAAGGAUUCUUGUACUGGGUUUACAAGAAUCGCAAGCAUAUGCUCACACUGGACACUGCAACAAUGGAUUUCUCUGUCGAUGAGCUCCCAAUUUUCCUGCAGAAUCGAUCCUGCAGCUUUGUUGUGGGUGAAAUGAAAAAUGGUGAGCCCUGCAUUGUCUAUGCUAUUAACUUCACAGUCGGCGUGCUGUUGCGCAGAGCAGAGAAUCAUGGUGUUGAUAGGUGGGUGCUGGACAAGGCCGAACUCUUGGAGACACAGCUUGGUCAGGUCCUUGGCAAUGUAAUGGAGGACUACAAUAAGGUGGAGGUUGUGGGAGUAAGGGAUGGCUUUGUGUACUUGGCAACAUUAGAUGAGUUAAAUGAUUCUAGUACUCCUAGUUGGUUCUUGUCUCUCUGCUUGGAAACCAUGAUAUUGGAGAAGCUUUUUCAGAGGACGUACGACAGUUCAGUGCAUCCCUACAUUAUGCCAUGGCCGCCUUCUUUAGUAGGUAACUAGGGGAGGUUUGCACUGAAGAUGGUACGUGAAAUGCAUGGGCAUCACUACCCAACAAAUGUGAUACAAGGAAGAAGAGGGGCAGCUAGUAGAACCAACCUCCUACAGUGAGAUGCCAUAACAACUGCAUUCCUCUGAAGCUGCAUCAUGCUGAAGAGUCACAUCUAAUUCCAUGAUGCUGAAGAUUCUGUCGCCAGUUAAUCAUACAAGUUGAUCUUUUGCGCUUGUUAUUUUUGUUCAAUUACCAGUUUUCAUGAUUGGUGUGAUGGUUCUGAACUUGAUUCUAUUUCAUAAGUUCGCUACUGAGCCUUUUUUAGGUCUUGUUUAAGGGGUCUCUAUGUGAGAUCCUUGCUCUGAAUAGAACAGGUACUAUUCACCAUUGUUGCAAGGAUAACGUGGAGUACUAAUAAGCAUGCAUAGCCUUAUCUAUGUUCAUUUUGCUCAUAGAAAGUCAACGUUAACUUUUCAAUAUAUGAAAAAUGAUGGUGAGUGGCUA
Messenger RNA from Panicum virgatum (switchgrass), 1815 nucleotides. RefSeq lists its product as uncharacterized. The record is from RefSeq and is a predicted model, not a curated record. Gene Ontology annotation, molecular function: protein binding. Bases 69 to 1322 code for a protein of 417 amino acids. The transcript has a single exon. Lineage: Eukaryota; Viridiplantae; Streptophyta; Magnoliopsida; Poales; Poaceae.